AUGUCGUCUAUGAAGGUCGCUGUUGCCGGAGCUAGCGGUGCUGCUGGGAUCCCUAUUAUCCAGGAGCUCCUCGCCGCCGGCCACUUUGUCAUAGCCUUGACUCGAGUUGGAAGUCCAGGCUCCAGGCUCCCCAAACAUCCACACCUGGGUAUUGCCGAGGUUGAUUACGACUCUAUUUCUUCGCUCACAGAGACCCUCAAAGGCCACACAGCCGUUGUGGCCUGUGGCCUGCUUUUCCAGGAUAAUCUCAUCGAUGCCUCCAUUGCCGCAGGAGUGACUCGGUUCUUCCCAGCGAAAUUCGGCACAGACACGGAUAACCCCAAGGCUGCACAACUCCCGGUAUUCGCGAACAAGAUCCACGCUUUCGAUUACCUCAAGGACAAAGUCGCCGCGAACCCAGAAUUCAGCUAUACCGCUUUCUGCCCCGGGAUGUUUCUCGACUGGGGGUUGGAACAUGGCUUCUUGGUCGAUCGAAAACACACUGCCACUGUGUAUGAUGGCGGCGGCCUUCCCUUCAGCACGACAACCUUGCCGACCAUCAGCAACGCGGUUGUUAGCAUUCGUUCUCAGCUUGAGGAGACCAAAAACCGGCACGUGUAUAUUCACGAUGCGCUGGUAACUCAAAAUCAGCUCAUCGCCAUCGCCAAGAAAAUCGAUGGGAAGGAAUGGGACCUCACCCACACCACCACUGCUUCUACGGAAACCAGUGCGUAUGAGGAGCUCCAGAAGGGCCAGCAGGACAUCGCGAAGAAAAUCUUCCCGCGCUGCACCUCUUCAUCCUGGCUGAGGGAUACGGCGGAGACUUUUCAGGCCGUCUAG
Penicillium argentinense is the source of this 819-nucleotide messenger RNA. RefSeq lists its product as uncharacterized. Lineage: Eukaryota; Fungi; Ascomycota; Eurotiomycetes; Eurotiales; Aspergillaceae. Bases 1 to 819 code for a protein of 272 amino acids. The transcript is spliced from 2 exons. The record is from RefSeq and is a predicted model, not a curated record.